Hyaloscypha bicolor E is the source of this 748-nucleotide messenger RNA. RefSeq lists its product as uncharacterized. Lineage: Eukaryota; Fungi; Ascomycota; Leotiomycetes; Helotiales; Hyaloscyphaceae. The transcript is spliced from 2 exons. The record is from RefSeq and is a predicted model, not a curated record. Bases 38 to 499 code for a protein of 153 amino acids.
UCAAAAUCCAAAUUCCCCUGAAGACGAAUAAUUCAAGAUGCCUGCUUAUCGCAACAAGCAAGGACCGAACAAGGGGAAGCGCUUCCAAGGAAAGGGAUGGCGGGACCCUUACGGUGGAAGCCUCUAUUUCCAACUCAAGCGGGACAGCUUCUCACGGUGUCACGAAGUAUCGCCGCGGCAAACCAUGGACGGUCUCAUUGAUGAUCUUAUCCGCGAUGUACAAAGCGACUAUCCUGAAUUAUAUGAGGGCUUAGAGUUUGCGUUCUUCCUGAGGAAACAUCCGCUUGAGCGGUCUUACGAGCGAGCCUUUAACGUCUUCGAUGGCGGUGAGACGGUCUAUGUCAAGAUUGUGGAUUACGAGGGGACGGAAUACGUGAAGGAUUACACGCCUGGUGGAGGCCGGUGGCAGGUGAAGAAAAGAGGCAUGAAACCAAAGGUUGAGGACGUCGUUGCAUCACAUGGCAUUGCGGAGGCAUAUCGGUUGGGGCUCUUGCAAUGAAUAAACAUAGCGAUUGUUGUUGAUAUUAUGUCAUCCUGGAAGUAUUAUUCUCGGCUGGGGAAGAGACUUGGUUCUGGAUUGCCGAACCUAUCUGUAUUGCUCUAUUGGUGACCGAAUAUUGUUCAUGGAAGGUCAUUGAUUGAAUAUCACGUGCGUUCUUCCCAUUGAGCCCAGCUUUGGCUCAACGAAACCUCAUGCCUGAAAGCUCCUUUUAUUCUAUUCGGAGUAUGUUACGUGGGCGAGAAGUUG